UUCAAAGUCCAAUUAAGAAAUCGAAUAUAAAGAGAGCUGAAGAGGAAUUAUUGAUAACAAGUCCGAAGGAAAUAAAUUACGCAUUUCGAGAAUAACGAAAGUUUGGGAAAAACAAUUUAUUUCUUUGUUUCAAGAACUGACAACAAGUAACGAUGAUUGGCAUUCGCAGAUGUGUUGCGAUUCUAAUGUUUUGCAGUAUUUCUUAUGCUGCAAACUUAAAAUCUCCGACGUUUAGUAGAACUUAUACCGCGAAAGGUACAUUGUAUAUCCCGUACGCCGAAAUACGCGAACCUUUCUAUGCAUGGUACGACGGAAAAACUGGAUCCAGUCGAAUCGAUUAUUAUGGAGGGGUAGUUAAGACCUUACAACUUGCCAACAAAGGAUUGUACGGUUCUAGUAUCAAGAUUGCACCUAUUACCACGGAAUCUGUCUUGAAUGAAGAAACGUGCCUUCAAGUAAAUGGAUCUAGUGAUUUUAAAAUUCAUCCGCAAAGUAUUAUUCCUGAUACAAUCGGAAUGGAGUGUAUCGGAGAGGAAAUUAUAAAUGGCUUGUCGUGUGAAAAAUGGAGGCUCGUUGAAGACUUUGGUGACAAACAAAAUAAAUAUACACUGUGGAUACGUUAUAAGAAAUCUCCAUAUCUACCACAAAAGAAGGAACCCAUACCGGUGAGAUACGAAAUGAUUGGUUUCAACAGUUUGCUAGGUUCCCAUUAUGAUCAUUAUUAUCUGGAUUAUGAUUGGUACUCCUUCGACGUUCCCAGUCCAGAUGUCUUCACAGUUACGGAAAAUUCUACAUGCGUUAGUUUCCCCGGACCUGGGGAUAAUCAUAUAUAUACGUUCAAUCCUAUGCAGGAAUUUGUCCAUAAUUACGAUGAGCACGUAAAUGUAGCAUUUAGGAGGUUUAAGAAAACGCAUAAAAAAUAUUACAACAACGAAACCGAACAUAUUAAUCGCAAGGAAUUAUUUCGACAGAAUAUGAGAUUCAUUCAUUCGAUCAACCGUGCAAAUUUGGGCUAUCAACUGGAUGUGAAUCAUUUGGCCGAUCGUUCUACUCUUGAAAUGAAAGCUUUACGUGGUAAACAGUAUACAAAAGGUUACAAUGGCGGUGAACCAUUUCCUUAUGAUAUUGAACAGGAGAUAGCUAAUGUUCCUGACAGUAUAGAUUGGAGAUUGUAUGGUGCUGUGACGCCAGUUAAAGAUCAAUCCGUUUGCGGAUCCUGUUGGAGUUUUGGCACAACCGGUGCAGUGGAAGGGGCAUAUUAUAUGAGAUAUGGGAAAUUAGUACGCUUAUCUCAACAGGCGCUCAUCGACUGUUCAUGGGGCUUUGGUAAUAACGGAUGCGAUGGCGGUGAGGAUUUUCGUUCUUAUCAAUGGAUCAUGAAGCAUGGUGGAAUACCAUCUGAAGAUGAAUAUGGCGGUUAUUUAGGCCAGGACGGAUAUUGUCAUAUUAACAAUGUUACUAUGGCAGCUAAGAUCUCGGGAUACGUUAAUGUCACAUCAGGAAGCGUGGAUGCUUUAAAGGUAGCUUUAGCGAACCAUGGUCCAAUUUCUGUUGGUAUCGACGCAUCUCACAAAUCAUUUUCCUUUUAUUCGCAUGGUGUCUAUUACGAACCCGCGUGCGGUAAUACGGUGGACAAGUUGGAUCACGCUGUCCUAGCUGUUGGCUAUGGUGUAUUGAAGGGAAAGGCUUAUUGGCUGAUAAAGAAUUCAUGGUCAAAUUAUUGGGGUAACGAUGGUUACAUACUUAUGGCGCAAAAGGAUAACAAUUGCGGCGUUUUGACCGCACCAACGUAUGUUACGAUAUAACAGGGAUUUAUUUAUUUUUUUUUUCUUUUUCUUACUGAGAUUAAAUUUAUCUAAAUACUCUUUAUGCAGUUAACUACA
Vespa mandarinia (Asian giant hornet) is the source of this 1883-nucleotide messenger RNA. It is a transcript of the gene 26-29-p, whose product is annotated as C1 family peptidase 26-29-p. Gene Ontology annotation, biological process: proteolysis. Gene Ontology annotation, molecular function: cysteine-type peptidase activity. The record is from RefSeq and is a predicted model, not a curated record. NCBI's taxonomy places the organism in Eukaryota, Metazoa, Arthropoda, Insecta, Hymenoptera, Vespidae.